CGGACUUGCCAUAUCUCCUGGACCCUUUAUUUUCGGACUUGCCAUAUCGCCUGGACACUUCAAACAUGCCAAAGUCUGGAAAACCCGAUUCAUACUGGGCUGGUGUUAUGUCCCUGUACGCCCAGGGAAAAUACAGAUUUUCCACUGGCCAGAGACCCGGAAGCAGGCGUUGGAGGGCAGUGAUUGAGAGGAUCCAAAGCUGUCCUCUGACACCACAGUUUGAGCAAACUGUGAGAAAACAUGACAUAUUUGGCAGAAGGAUCCCUUGUCGGUGCGGUUACCAUGAGUCAAAAGAGCCAACUGUGGCAAAUCCACCGGCUGCGCAGAGCACCAGCACUGGAGCGGAACACACACCAAAAGCCAGUGCAGCGUCUAUCCAACAGCACCUCCAACAGCACCUGAGAUGGCACUGGCAACAGAGAGUGGCCCAUCACCUCUUAAUGUCCCUGCACCUCAAGCAGCACCAGCACUCCUAUAUUCUCCAGAGGUAAGUCGUGCCAGGUUUUUACCUAAGUCUUUCCUCAGGGUGAUCAAGCCAGGAGACCGGGAAUGGAUUGCUCACAUCUUGUAUGAGCCUACUGGACGGCUGAAGCAGGACAUUCAGGACAAUUGGCACCAUCCCCCAAACCCCACAAGAUCAUCGACACCAAAUCCCCACGACUACUUUCGUCAGAGGAUGUUCAUUUGGGCGCCAAUGCGGAUGUGGGGCAUUCCUCUGAAAUGCACCCAGUGCAACCGCAAGAUGCACCACUCAGGUGCAGCAAUUGCAAAAUACCUGUCUGUCCUUGGAGCGAGGACAUUUUGAAGCAGCUGGACCCCGCAACACGCAAUAGAUUUCCCGCUGUCUUAACCACUCACAUGGCACUGGACAAGGCUUGUGUGACCCUUCUUCGACCCCGAACAGCAGGGAAUAGCUCGAGCUACCUGCAGCAGGCCUUUGAAGAGGCUCACAGUGAGGAAUGGGUGAAGAGGUGCUGUGAGUAUUUCACAGAUUGUGAGAGGCACAAAAAAUCCGGUCUCAAUCCAUCUGACGCCGUAUAUGCACCACCACCACGCUUCUGUCCGCUGCCUCUGGCCCAGUGGUUUGAGACAGUCCAUACAAACGAUGUUGUGGUUCAUCUUGAGGAGGUCAAAGGUGUUAUCACCUCAACGUUUGGCAGAAUUCUGAAACUCGACUCCACUAAGAAGAUCACAAAAAAACUGGCCGGAGAAAUUGAGGACACCGCGACAUGGAUGACCAACAUCGGAAACGAGUAUGGUCAAGUUCUUAACUCUGUCCUCACAACGGGCGAAGGUGCUGGACUGGAUGACUUGUGUCAAGGGAUCGUCAAAAGAUACAGUGAUGCUGGUGAGCCCCAACCAGACGCCAUCUAUGUGGAUAGGGACUGUUGCAGCGACAGAGGAGUCAGCCCUGUUCUCCAUUGGUUUCGGCCAUGGACAUCGACAGUGCGGUUGGAUGUGUUCCAUUUCAUGAGGCGAUUUACUAAAGGUCUCACAACGGAACACCAUCCACUGUAUGGAGGCCAAGCGGGUGGAGCUGAAGAAAAAACAUCAGGGCUAUGAACCAACUGACGCCCAGGUGUUGGCAAGCAUCAGUUCUAGCGAGCUGGCCAAACACUGCCGCAGGAGAACCCGAGGGGUAGAGGAGACCCGUGCACUCAUCAAAGGUCUUCUGGACUCCAUGUGGGACCUCGUGGACGGCACUGGGCUGCACCUCGUCAAUCAUGAGAGCAUGUCUCGAGUGUGGGAGGUCCAGCAAAAACACCUUGCCUGCAUCCAGGAUCCACCAGGAUUGCAGCUGUAUACCAACACCGGGUCGGGGCUGGAGAAAGGUGACAGAACAUUGGAUGUCCUCAGAUGUGCCAGAGGGUCCUCAUCCCUUGAGAGUUUUCAUAAGCAUCAGUGUGCUUUCAUUCCAGGGUGGAGAUGCAACGCAUUGCACACUCAAAUGUAUAUGCUGGAAGGCGUUUCGAGGUGGAACAUCAACCGUUCAGCGCAAGCUCUUCAGAUGACAGAGACAUCCCGGACGAAAAUAUAUGACGUACGUUUGAUGUCCAGUGCCAAUGCACUGAGCAACAGAGUCUUGGGAAGACCUCUUCUUCCAGAGUUUGUUCCACCCGGGAAGCCUACUGGAGAACGCAUUGCAGUGCAAUACCUCCUGGCGCAGUCGAACAGAGGAGAUCUCCUGAGCCAACAGGACAUCAGUGCGAUGCGGCCAGGCACGUUGGACGCUGUCCGAGACGAGGACAGCACGGACAUAACUGUGCCAGAUGUCACAGACAUUACUUUUCAGGAAUCUACUUUUGCACGUGAGGAGACUGCUGCAUCUUCCUGGCCAAUAUUGGAGGAGAGUGAGACUGCCGCCACAUCUGCCCCGCCCCCAUCUGAGGAGAGCGAGUCUGUCACCCCAGCUUUGGACACUAGGUGUGAUUCCAGAGGGGUUCCUGGAUGGGAGGCAGUUGAUGCCCUGGCAUCGUACCUGGUCGGGCUGAACCGAACAGUGACCGCACUCUCUAACACAGAAGUGGCAGAGAUUGUGAGGUUAUAUGGUCGUUUACACACCCAGGACCAGAUGACCCCCAAAUACACCCUUAAAAGUCAUAAAACGACUUUGCCGGGACCCUGGAGAGCCUCAAGAAAACGCAGCGGCUCUGCUCCAGGCCAGCAAGCAGCGGAAAGGUUGUACAUGGUACAUGGCAAGGCUGCUCACCGACCAGACCUCAAUCGAGUUUCUGAGUGCGUAGCUUUGAAACUCUACCAUGAGUUCCGAGUGGCCAGAAAUAGGCCAAAAGACAACAAAGGGCGGACAUUCCCCAUCCCACAAGCAAUUGUUAUGACUUACAGUCAUAUCAAACAGUUGCUGGAGGACUCGAAAGAUAUCAUGGAUCAGACAGACCUGUUGUUAGUUAACAUAAACAACACAACAGUGUCAUCCUGGCUGCACGAUCGCCAAAAAAGAACGGAGCGGGAUUCACUCCUUCAGGGGGUACAGCUUCCACAGCAAAUUGCUGUGACUGAGGAACUGCUACCUGAGCCUCGUGCCCUCCCUUCGCAGCCAGUACAGCAUGGACAAGCUCCUCUUGAGUUCCAGGAGCCUGAGAAUCGGGAGGGUGAGGCAAGGAUCCGUCAGCGGCGCAGCACCAGAACACCUGCACCACUUCCACAGAGUGCAGGGUUUCCACCUGUAGCUGGUCAGUGGCCCCCGUUGAGCUGGACCCCGUUUCCUCAAACACCCCAGGUACAACCCCAUGGCUGGUUCUCUGCCUACCAGCCACCCCCAACUGGUCCUCAAGCUUGGCCCUCCACCCACAGGGCACCUUUCGCACCCCCACCGCACCCUCAAGGCUGGUCAGCUUACCCUCAAGUACCCCCACCACACUUCUAUGCUUGGCCGUCAACAUCCCAAGCACCCACACAGGGCUGGCCGUCCGCCUACCAACCACCCUCAACAUCCUCCCAGCAACAGUCCUCAGCACCUUCCCAAACCCACCCAGAUGCACUUGACCCCACAAAUCGCCACCGCCAAAGGAGGUUGCAAAAGGCAGCCCUUGAAGAUCAGGAGCGGGCGCAAAGAGGUGAACCCCCAAAAAAACGCCACACAAAAGAGCAGUACCACUAUCAGUGCAAGCAGUGUGGCCAACCAAAAACCAAAUCAACCGGCCACUCUCAGGUGCGUGGCAAGUGGUACUGCCCUGCAUCAGGAAAGACUUUUGAAGAGUGGAAAGACUCUUUGUAAUUGUAUUUAUUGGAUUGUAUUUUUGAUUAUAUAGCAAUGAAUUAUGUAUGCUGUUGCAACUGUUGGGUUUCUCAAUGUUUGCAGACCUUUGUAAAUAUGACUUUGUA
Synchiropus splendidus (mandarinfish) is the source of this 3843-nucleotide messenger RNA. RefSeq lists its product as uncharacterized. The transcript has 14 exons. The record is from RefSeq and is a predicted model, not a curated record. The coding region runs from base 1517 to 3736 and encodes 739 amino acids. Lineage: Eukaryota; Metazoa; Chordata; Actinopteri; Syngnathiformes; Callionymidae.